Messenger RNA from Orbilia oligospora ATCC 24927, 1575 nucleotides. RefSeq lists its product as uncharacterized. Gene Ontology annotation, cellular component: plasma membrane. The record is from RefSeq and is a predicted model, not a curated record. Gene Ontology annotation, molecular function: high-affinity potassium ion transmembrane transporter activity. NCBI's taxonomy places the organism in Eukaryota, Fungi, Ascomycota, Orbiliomycetes, Orbiliales, Orbiliaceae. Gene Ontology annotation, biological process: potassium ion import across plasma membrane; intracellular potassium ion homeostasis. The transcript is spliced from 12 exons. The coding region runs from base 1 to 1575 and encodes 524 amino acids.
AUGACACUUGCUGGGCUCAAUACUGUGGAUCUGUCUUCAUUGAACACUUUCCAGCAGUUUAUUCUCUUUUUAGAACUACUGCUUGGUUCAUCGGUCUUCGUCUCAAUAGUGAUAGUUCAUAUUCGGCGAUUCGCGUUUGAGAAAAGAUUCGCGCAAAUUGCAGCAGAUAGGAACCGAUCAGGUGGUCAUUCAAAGGAAGUAGCACCCCAUGGCGGCGAGAUCCCUGACACGAAGACGGUCGAGGCUGUUCCCUGUACAGUUCACAAUGAUCUGGAUAUCAACAUUCAUGGACAACCGUCUGCGAUUAGGUUGCACAAUCGUUCAUCAGCUGGACAACCGGAUGAUCUCCAUGUCACACAGAGUGGACCUCUAGAUCAUGCAAAGGCCCAUAGAAGCGAUCUAGACCAGGAGCAAAGGUUUCAUCUCGGGGGACUCGAGUAUCGAGCCAUUUAUUUGCUCUCAUGGAUCGUUCCAGCGUAUUUCAUCCUUUGGCAGCUUUUGUCUUGUAUUUCCCUUGGAGCAUGGAUCGCAACCUAUAAGGCGGAUGUGACCCGGGCUAACGGGUUGAACCCCUGGUGGGUCGGGGCGUUUAAUACGGUCUCCGCAUUUAACAACUCUGGGAUGAGUUUACUAGAUGCGAACAUGGUUGCUUUUCAAGACUCUUACUUUGUUAUUGUGACAAUGUCAUUUCUUAUUCUAGCGGGGAAUACAUGCUUCCCGAUCUUCCUGCGACUAAUCUUGUGGACUCUUUUCAAAAUCCUGCCGGAAGACGGCUACUUCCAUGAGACAAAACGGGCGCUGGGUUUCUUGCUGCGUCACCCGCGGAGAUGCUUUACUCACCUAUUCCCUCCCCAGCAUACAUGGUGGCUACUGACAGCUGUGAUAUUCUUGAAUGGGACCGACUGGGUGGCAUUCGAAGUUCUAAAUAUUGGAAUACCUGAAAUCGAAAAACUCCCACUGCCAGCAAGAAUCAUUGAUGGCCUCUUCCAAGCGUUAGCCAUCAGAAGCGGAGGCUUCUACGUUGUGCCGAUUGCUGCCACUAGAAUCAGUCUUCAAGCCCUAUACGUAAUUAUGAUGUAUAUUGGGGUAUAUCCAGUCGUCAUUACGAUCCGCAGGAGUAAUGAAUACUUAUAUCGAAGUUUGGGUAUUUAUGAAGGUGAUGAUGAAGAGAAGGCAGACGACGAUACUAUCUAUGAACUUCGUCAAGAAAAGAUAAAACCAUUCCUCGGUUUCUUCACAUCCCAGUUGAAAGCCCAGCUUUCUAACGAUCUUUGGUUUCUCAUUUUCGGCAUCUGGGUUAUCGUUGUUAUCGAGGCGAAGAGAAUUGAGGCUGACCCAAAGAACUUCUCGUUUUUCAAUAUCUGCUUCGAAGCUGUUUCCGGAUACGGUACCGUCGGUGUCAGCACUGGAUUCCCAGAUGUUAACUACUCUUUCGCAGGGGAAUUCAAAUCGCUAUCUAAACUCGUAAUGUGUUUGAUUAUGUUGCGGGGACGCCAUCGUGGGCUUCCAAUCUCACUCGAUAAAGCCGUACAGCUGCCCAGCGAUGUUAACCCACCUCCAAACGACGAGAAAUAA